AUGGCGCGCUCCCUCCUCGGCGACGCGGUACUCUUCUGCGCCGGCGCCACCGUCGCCACGGUGCUUCUGCUCACGCUCGCCUCGCCCUUCUCCCCGCCCGCCGCGUACGUUAAGGACGAACCGUCGCCGUCGUCCUCCGCUCGUGGCGGUGGCCGCACCUUCUACGACGACCCGGAGGUGACGUACACCAUGGACCGCCCCAUCACCCGCUGGGACGAGAAGCGCGCGGACUGGCUCCGCGCGCACCCGGAGCUAGCCAACGCCGAGGAGCGCGUGCUGAUGGUGUCCGGCUCGCAGCCCACCCCGUGCCGCGCGCCGGCGGGGGACCACCUCCUCACGCGCCUGCUCAAGAACAAGGCGGACUACUGCCGCCUCAACGGCGUGGAGCUGCUCUACAACACGGCGCUGCUCCGGCCCUCCAUGGACAGGUACUGGGCCAAGAUCCCGCUGGUGCGCGCCGCCAUGGUGGCGCACCCGGACGCGGAGUGGGUGUGGUGGGUCGACUCGGACGCCGUGCUCACCGACAUGGACUUCCGCCUCCCGCUGCCGCGCUACGCCGGGCGCAACCUCGUGGUCCACGGCUGGCCCAGCCUCGUGUACGGAUCCGGCGACGGCAAGGAUCGGGCGAGGACGUGGACGGGGCUCAACGCCGGCGUGUUCCUCAUCCGCAACUGCCAGUGGUCGCUCGACUUCAUGGCCGCCUGGGCCGCCAUGGGGCCCGACUCGCCGGACUACCAGCGCUGGGGCGCCGUCCUCACGGCCACCUUCAAGGACAAGGUGUUCAACGAGUCGGACGACCAGUCGGCGCUCGUCUACAUGCUCAUGCACAAGGACAGCCCGUGGCGGGACAAGGUGUUCCUGGAGGACAGCUUCUACUUCGAGGGCUACUGGCUGGAGAUCGUGCCGCGGCUCGGCAACAUCACCGCGCGGUACGAGGAGAUGGAGCGGCGGGCGCCGGAGCUUCGGAGAGGCCACGCCGUGCGGGAGCACGCAGAGCGAGCGGCGGCGAGGAACGCGGCGCUCGAGGGCGCCGGGCUCGGCCGGAGCGGGGUGGAAGGCUGGAGGCGGCCCUUCAUCACGCACUUCACGGGCUGCCAGCCCUGCAGCGGCGACCGGAACCGGCACUAUACAGGGGACAGCUGCGACGACGGCAUGCGGCGCGCGCUCAACUUCGCCGACGACCAGGUGCUCAGGAGCUACGGGUUCCGGCACGCCGACCCGCUCAGCGACGACGUCCGGCCGCUGCCGUUCGAUUACCCUGCGGCAGCUGCCAGGCAGUAA
Lolium rigidum is the source of this 1281-nucleotide messenger RNA. Its product is annotated as probable glycosyltransferase 7. NCBI's taxonomy places the organism in Eukaryota, Viridiplantae, Streptophyta, Magnoliopsida, Poales, Poaceae. Gene Ontology annotation, molecular function: galactosyltransferase activity. The transcript has a single exon. The coding region runs from base 1 to 1281 and encodes 426 amino acids. Gene Ontology annotation, cellular component: endosome; trans-Golgi network; membrane. The record is from RefSeq and is a predicted model, not a curated record.